GGAGUUGCGGCAAAGCCUCACACGCCGGCUGCGCGGAAACGCUCGGCAGCAGCGCAAGUGGUUCUCCCGCUUUCGCGCAACAUGGCGGGCUCGCCUGGGCAGAUUGCGCUUGCAACAUGUUGUCCCGCAGGAGGAGAUGCGGCAGAAGGCAGUGGCGUUUUGGAAGUGGUGCAACUACACGGUCGCUUGCGCGGCUGAUGUUGGAAAAGAGGCGGUUUUUGUCAACAUGGACGAGACCAGUGUUGGCUAUCCACACAGUCUUGUUGGAACAGUCAUGGCUGAUAGAUCACACACAUGCGUGGAGCACGCUACUCUGUCGCAGCGGCGCGCGCGGAUUUCGCUCUUGGCUUCCAUAUCUUCCGACGCAAGGUUGCAAAGCCAUCUUCCACAACUCAUUUUGGCAAGCGAGAAGCAGUUGACCAAGAAGGUGCUGGCGUCGCUAGAGCCUUUGCCGCCCAAUGUUGUUAUACUUCGCCAGAAGAGUGCCUGGAAUUCGGCGCAGGGAAUGUGCGUGUACAUUGGUAUGCUCAGGGACGCCUUCGCAGGCCACAUCGGUGACAGAACUUUGGUCCUUUUGGUGGACACUGCAAGACAACAUGUCCAUCCCGACAUCUUGCAUCAAGCGCAAGUGUGCCAGAUCAAGCUUCAGUUUGUGCCAGCGCUCAUGACGAUGCAUCUCCAACCUUUGGACCUGGUGGUUUUCAGCGUGCUGAAGCGCUCAUUCCAAGAGCUCUGGCGUGAGACGCUGGAGGAUUCUUGCUCAGCCAAUAUGGAGCGCUUGUUGCGGGUGCUACUGGCUGCAAUUGGGCGUGUGCUUUGUGCGUCCACUUGGGCAGCUGCUUUUCAAAGAGCUGGCGUGACCGACCGGCAGCGGUUUGUGUGCCAGGUGCUUUUGCAAAAGCUAGGCUUUACGCCGCCCUUGCAGCUUCCGCUCGAACUGCCGCGGCUGGAUGAGGCAGCUGCUAUUUUUCCGAGGAACAUCAAACUAGAUGUUCGGGCCUACUUGUACUGGGAUGGGGAAGACAAAGUCUUGGCAGCCAAUGUCACAAAGCGAUUGCCGGCUUUGAGCUCGCCUGAAGGGCUUGUCAGCCACAACUGUGAAGGCCCCUAACGGCCGGUAGUGAAAAAAAGCCGCAGUUUGG
Effrenium voratum is the source of this 1142-nucleotide messenger RNA. The record is from the annotation of a GenBank genome assembly. NCBI's taxonomy places the organism in Eukaryota, Dinophyceae, Suessiales, Symbiodiniaceae.